AAACUAUGACGUAAAUCUGUAAUUAUUUUAAAGGGGAAUAGCGUAUAUUAACGAUUUUUUUUUUCUUUUAAGUGAAGAGAGUAUUAUGAUUUUUAUAUUAUCUCCCGGCGAAUAUUUUCAUCAUCAUAUACGAUAAGUGUUAUCAGCACUUAACAUUAUUAUUAUUAUUAUUAUUAAGGAAAGGAAGGAAAAGUAAGAAUGGAAUGCGGUAUUUGCGUUCGUAAUGUGGUAUCGACUUUUUUUUUUAUGUUCUCCGGGUCAAUAUGACUCCAUUUCUGUUAGACAAGGAUCUUGUUAAAAGUUGAAGGCACAUCGUACAGUACAUACCCGGAUAAGAGAUUAAAUUUCAUAUUUCGACAUCAGAAGAACCGACCGAAUGACAAAAGAAGCAGAAGCAUAACAUGCCGGGCAUGUACAAGACGGGCACCGAUGGCAGCGACUCUCCACCACCUGGUGGCAACAUACAGUUUACCGUCCAAUCCUGGCCUUCGGGAAGAGGCGGGACUCCGUCUGGCGGCCGUCAUCAUGGUAAUCACGUCCGGUCCGAUUCGAUCGACAGUCUGGAUAGCAACUCGAGCGGUUCCAGCGGAUUCAAUCACUCUCGACAGUUAUCGGGAGACGGCACGGAAUUCAUCCCAACUCGAACUGUACCAAAAGCAUCAACGCAACCUGCGCAUAAUCCUUUGAAAUUCGUUAAAGUCCAGUCUUCUUCACUCUAUCUCAAGGCUGAGGAACAAUUAAAAUUAGCAAAAGAAAUAAAAAUAACAAGGCAAAAACUAAGAGAUGAAGAAGAGGAAUGGCAAAGUAAUUUAGAUAGUUGGAAGUCAAGAAGAAAAAAGCAAUCUGAAAAAACCCAUCAUAGGGUAGAGGUAAUGAAAGAAAUUGAAGAGCAAGAAAAACAACAGAAUCAACGAAAAAUCAAGACUUUUUCUGAAAUGAUGGAGGAAAGAGCAAAUAAACCGAGAAGUUAUAAUUUUGCCAUUUAUCAGGUCGAAAAUGAAGAAGAAAAUAGAAAGUCAAAAUCUGAUUUUAUUGAAGAUAAAGAAGAAAAAUCAACAUCUGGAAUAGAUAGUUUUCCUUCUGAAAGUGAAACUGAGGGUGCAUCUGAGGAGGCUUCAAGUACUUUAACUGAACGAAUAGUUCAUGAUAGUAAUGAAAAUGGAACAUUAAGUCAUAAAUAUUCUCAGGAUAAAAGACCAUUAUCGUACACGGACAAAGUAUUGCUGCAUUCGGAUUUUAAAGACGAUUCCGAGGUGUGCUCUUCGGAAGAAGAAUUUAUUACCGAGAGGAGAAAAGCAGCCGAAGAACUUGGUCUAAGUGCUGUGAAUACGAGUACUGAUUCUGGGUUAGAGAGCUUAGGUAGAAGUGGUGAUGUUGGUGAUAGUGUUACAGAUUUUGGCCACGAAAACAAUAUUUCAGCAGAAAAACAAUUAGACAGUGAAAAUGAAGCACCUGUCUCACAAUUUUCUACGGUUAAUACAACUGAAUCUACAUAUGCUGAUGAGAAUGAAAAGAAUGCAACAGAACAGACUCCAAAUAAUGAAUUUUUAAAGUUGAAAAUCUGGUUAAAACAUAGUUCUGAUUCAAAAGGAUUUGGUUUUUCAUUAAGAGGCGGUAAAGAUCAAGGAACACCUGUAUUUGUAGAUUCAGUCACUCCAGGAGGUGCUAGUGAAGUUGCUGGAUUAAAAGUUGGAGAUGAGAUUAGAGAAAUAAAUGGAGAAAGCUGUUAUGGUCGUUGUCAUUCUGCUCUGGUAUUUGCAGUUAAGCAAGCAGUGUACACUGGUCUUUUAGAUUUGGUAAUAAAGAGAGCUAGUGACUCAGGUAUAUACCACAAGUAAUAUAUUCAUAUAUUCUAUAAUAUAAUAGAAUAAUUGGA
Messenger RNA from Centruroides sculpturatus (bark scorpion), 1876 nucleotides. Its product is annotated as LIM domain only protein 7-like. Gene Ontology annotation, molecular function: protein binding. The transcript is spliced from 8 exons. NCBI's taxonomy places the organism in Eukaryota, Metazoa, Arthropoda, Arachnida, Scorpiones, Buthidae. Gene Ontology annotation, biological process: regulation of signaling; regulation of cell adhesion. The record is from RefSeq and is a predicted model, not a curated record. The coding region runs from base 402 to 1838 and encodes 478 amino acids.